Scylla paramamosain (green mud crab) is the source of this 1995-nucleotide messenger RNA. RefSeq lists its product as uncharacterized. NCBI's taxonomy places the organism in Eukaryota, Metazoa, Arthropoda, Malacostraca, Decapoda, Portunidae. The record is from RefSeq and is a predicted model, not a curated record. The coding region runs from base 1 to 1995 and encodes 664 amino acids. The transcript has a single exon.
AUGACCGGGACUCAGACGGUGACAACAGUUAGUGGAGAGAAACAGACAGUGGCGACAAUCAGUGCAGAGAAACACGCAAACUCAUCAAAGCGAGGAGCAAUGAACAAGACCAAGCCAGACAAGCGCAACAAGGCGCCCAGGAAGGCUGGAUGCUGCGCCUUCAUCCACGCCUUCCUGCGGCUGUUCACACGCAAGAAGCGUGGCCAGGAAAAGCCUGCUAUGAUACACACUUCCCUGGAAGAGGCUCUGCCUGUGCUGACUCAUCUCCGAGAGUCUGCGCUGCACCACACUGUUAAGGAAGAACAUGUAAUGGAAGAACAUCUUAAAGAAGAACAUCUUAUGGAAGAACAUCUUCAAGAAAAACAACUUAAAAAAGAACAUCUUAAGGAAGAAACUGUUAUGGAAGAACAUGUUAAGGAAGAAACUGUUAUAGAAGAACAUGUUAAGGAGGAACAUUUUAAGGAAGAACAUGUUAAGGAGGAACACGUUAUGGAAAAAAUUAUGGUGCAAGAAUCUACUGCUAAAGAAGAAACUAUUGUGAAGGAACCUGUUAUGCAGGAACCUGAUGUAGAACAUCUCAUGAAAGAACAUGAGGUCAAAGAACAUCUACUCGAAGAACAAGAGAUCGAACAACAUCUGAUGGAAGAACAAAAGGUCAAAGAUCAUAUGAUGGAAGAACAAAAGGUCAAAGAUCAUAUGAUGGAAGAACAAAAGGUCGGAGGACAUGUGAUGAAAGAACAAGAGGUCAAAGAGCCUCUGAUGGAAGAACAAGAGGUCAAAGAACCUCUGAUGGAAGAACAAGAGGUCAAAGAACAUCUGAUGGAGGAGCAGGAGAUCGAAGAGCAUUUGAUGGAAGAGGCUGUGCUGGAAGAGGCUGUGAAGGAACAGCCUGUGCGGGACAAGAGCAUGGCGGCCCAGCCUGCAGUGGAAGAGCCUGACGACAGCGACUCUGAUUUCAACGACGAUGUCGCUGACGACUCAGGCCCCAAGCAGUCGUCUUGGGAAGAGUGUCCGCGGCUUGCACGGCAGGGCAAGGCCUCCCUAGGCAAGGCCGAGAACAACAGCAUGAUGGCUACCGCCCCGCCCUCCGCCGCGCCCUCCACCACACACGAGCUGCUGCCGUGGCCGCAAGGCGCCGCCUGCACCUUCCAUAGCUCCGCUGUCGACCCUCCCACUACCUUGGUCAUGGGCACCAACAAGCACGAGACGGACCACCUCCUGACGCAGGCCACGGACCGCGUCGUCUUCUUCCACAUGGAUGACCUGCCCUCAGCCCACGUGUACCUGCAGCUGGAGCCCAAGGCUGUCAAGACCUGGGCUCAGGAAGUGGAUGAGGCGGAGGAGAAAGGCCUGGACGUGUUCGCCCCACAGACCAGCUGCCUUCCCUACAGUCUGAUACUUCACUGCGAGACAGGCGCCUCAGAAGAAAAUGAGGCUGCUGCAGCUGCAGCCACUGAGAUCAAGAUGAGUGCCACUCAGAAGCACAGAGCCCGCCGCAGGGCCUUAGCUGAAGCUCUUAAAGCUUCUGCAGAAAGCGAGGCUGCCGCGAAGCCCGAAGAAACUCGCGUGUCAUCAAAAAAUAAGGCUGCUGCAGCUGCAGCCACUGAGAUCAAGUUGAGCGCCUCCCAGAAGCGAAGGACCCGCCGCAAGGCCUUAGCUGAAGCGCUUAAAGCUUCAGCAGAAGGCGAGGCUGCCGCGAAGCCCGAAGAAACUCGCGCAGCAGCAGAAAGUGAGGCAUCAGUUCGGCCGCCGUGUGCAGAGAAAACCUCGCGCGCUGAUUGCACCAAAGGGAGUCGCACACCCGACAGGACGCCCAUUUGGGCUUCGCCCUCAGCGCGGGCGUCUGAGAACGACGGAGGUCCCUUGGUGACUGAAGCUACUGCUGCCCCGGCGACUCAUGGCGGGACGAGCGCUGCGAGGCGGCGAAGGGCCCGCCGCAAGGCAUUAGCCUCCUGGGCUAUGAGGGAGGCACGGCUCGUCGCGAGUACCCACUAA